GGGUCCUGCUGGUGGACUCGUCGCCGCUGUGCCCAGCUGCGGCGCAGCGCAGGGCCGGCGGGUCCACUUUGCCGCUCCGGGUGUGGUGUCCCCGCCCAUCAUGUCGCCGGGGCUGGGAGGAGGAGGUGCGCAGGCGUCCUGCAGCCGGCCGGCCGUCCCGUCGUUUCCGUCCCGCCCGGCACCGGGACAGGCAGCCUCGUCCCAGAGCGCCGCGCCGUCCGCGGCCGCGCUCUCUUCCGCCGGAUCGUCUUCCUCCGUCCUGCCGUCGUCCCCCGUCUGCCCGCCGUCCUCUGUCGACUCUCCGAGCCGGCCGCAGCCGCCGGCGCAGGCUCCCAUUCGUCGCCAGCUUCGUUUCGUCGUCAGCUCUGUAGUGGAGAGCAAAGCCUCGCCCACCCUCCAGUCCCCGGCCAACGAGCAGCCUCUGAGUAUGCUGACGGCGGCCGGCGCGACGACCACCUCCGUCACGCCGAGCCCGCAGACGGCCGUGCUGAGCCCGGACUGGCAGAAGGCGGCCGCCACUCCGGCGGCCAUUCCGGCGCUCAGUCCGGCCGUCACGUCAGGAGUGGCUCCGGGAGUCCCUGCUGGUCAUCCGGCGCCGGUGGACGCAGUCGGGGCGGCUCCGGCGGCCGUCCCGCUCUCUGCCGACGGCCCUCGGCUCGGAACGGCCGCCACCUCGCCAUCGCCGGCUGUCGCUCCGAACGCGCCGGCCGGCGCCUCGCAGGCGUCAGCCGCGGCCUUGCCGGCGCCGGCCGCGGCCGUGAAGACGCCGGGCGUCUCGCCGCAAACCUCCUGA
Molecule: messenger RNA, 793 nt
Organism: Pollicipes pollicipes
Lineage: Eukaryota; Metazoa; Arthropoda; Thecostraca; Pollicipedomorpha; Pollicipedidae
Product: putative GPI-anchored protein 58
Exons: 4
Coding region: 101-793 (230 amino acids)
Source: RefSeq, a predicted model, not a curated record